Rhincodon typus (whale shark) is the source of this 417-nucleotide messenger RNA. Its product is annotated as PR domain zinc finger protein 12-like. NCBI's taxonomy places the organism in Eukaryota, Metazoa, Chordata, Chondrichthyes, Orectolobiformes, Rhincodontidae. Gene Ontology annotation, molecular function: histone methyltransferase binding. Gene Ontology annotation, biological process: neurogenesis. Bases 1 to 417 code for a protein of 138 amino acids. The record is from RefSeq and is a predicted model, not a curated record. Gene Ontology annotation, cellular component: nucleus. The transcript has 2 exons.
AUGCCCAUCAGCUUGUGUGCUAUUGCCUCUGAUGAGCUGAAUGCAGGGGACGGUUCUGGAGGCAGCAGCGCGGGACGCAUGCGCUGUGUGAUCUGCUACCGCGGCUUCAACUCGCGCAGCAACCUGCGCUCGCACAUGCGCAUCCACACGCUGGACAAGCCUUUCAUCUGCCGAUUCUGUAAUCGCCGCUUCAGCCAGUCAUCCACACUGAGGAACCACGUGCGCCUGCAUACGGGCGAGCGGCCCUACAAGUGCCAGGUCUGUCAGAGCGCCUACUCCCAGCUGGCAGGACUCCGGGCCCACCAAAAGAGUGCCAGGCACCGACCGCCCCCGGCCUCACUGCAGCCCCACUCCCCGCCCUUGGCAGUGCCACACUCAGCCACCUUGACGCACCACAUUCCCACCAUGGUGCUGUGA